AUGCAAAAAAUAGGAUGGGUCUUCCUCUUAAUAUAGCACACCCUUCGUGGUUGCUCGCCAUUAAGUACCCCCUCCCCAUGUAACCCACCCUUUGACGGUCCUGAAAAUUUUAAAUUGUAAAUUAUUAUUAUUUGACAAAUCCCCCUCAGAUAUUUAAACUUGUCAAAUUAAUAUUUAGCAUGCUAAAAUAUUUGGGAUUGUUAGGGGGUGGGUGGCAUUGGGAGGGGAUACUCCAGGCUGAUCCAAAAAGGGGUGUAAGCUAUACUUAUAGCAAUCUUUGUAUAUACACCUUACUAUAUUCCACAGAAUCAAUUGACAGUUCAUAGGGGCUCUGCAAGACUUACGAGAAUGAAGCUUCCUAAAAGUGCUUAUGGCUUUUCGCUUCAAUACCUUGAUAUAUCGAAAUCAAGAGGAGAAGCAACUGUUCCAUUUCUAUUUAUUCAUGGGCAUAGAGGAAGUGUGAAACAAGCAAUUAGCAUGAAUCAAUUUUUCUCAAAUAAAGGACUAAGUAUUGAUAUGUACUCUGUAGAUUUUAAAGAAGGUGCAGUAGGGGUAUCAGAUUCUUUGCUGAGAGAGGAGGCAGAUUUUAUUAAAUUAUCCUUGAUUGAGAUUGCAAAUAUACUAUACGCCCUUCCUAUAGAUGGCGCGCAAUACGCCAUCAUCGGGCCAUGUCGGGAGAGGGGUUCUCCACGAGGAAUAGUUCCACGUUUGGAACCCUCUUUUUCCACGAGCCAAAAAGAGGGUUCCACACGUGGAACCAUUCCUCUUGGAGAACCCUCUCCCGACAUGGCCCGAUGAUGGCGCAUUGCGCGCCAUCUAUAGGAAGGGCGUAUAUAAAGAUUAAGCUCAAGAAAAUAAAGAGACUAUUUUUAAGAUCAUUGCUUGUUUUUAUAAGAUAAAAUUUACAUAAUUUUUUUUUUAUUUGUAUAGCUUAUCUAUUAUAAUAUAAAUAUCCAAACAAAAAAAUUGGCUUAAUUGCUCACUCAAUGGGAGGGAUUGCAGUUAGUCUUGCUCUUUCAUUACCUGAUGCUCCAGUCGACAAAAUUUUAACAUUAAUUUCAUUGAGCACCCCUUUCGAAGUUCACCCAUUAAACCUUUACAUCGACUCUGCACUUAUUUACAAACAAAUUCACGAUUUCUGAAGAGACCCCAAAAACAGCCACAUUUUUGUUCUUUCUGUAUCAGGUGGAGUGAGAGAUACAAUGGUUCCUCCUCAAUUAACAAAUAUUGAAGUUUACAAGCCAACUAAUUCUUUGCACAUAUAUUCAACACAAAUUGAAGGUUUACAUAAAGAAAUGGACCAUUUUGCUACUGUAUGGGCACUUGAAUUUUUUUCAAGACUUACAAAAGUAAUAAAACACAUUAUUAAUAAUAAACCUGAAGAUGUGAAAACUGUAGUAAAAAAUUCAUGGACCAACAGAAUGAGUAGAAUGAUUAAUUACGAGCAGAAAUGGAAAGAAAUUAAUAAAAACAUUACAAUAGAGAGCGAUCCUAUAGAACAGGAUGAUGGAAAGAUAAGGGUAGAAGGCUAUAAGCAUUAUAACCUGCCAAAUAAUAAUGGUGAUGGGCUAUUAAUUGUUGUCUGCUCCGUACCUAUUGUGCUUUAUAAAGAAACUAGGAGUGUUUUGGAAUUGGAAACUGCAAGUCUUGUUUUCGAGGAAGAGUAUUAUUAUAAAAUUAAUGUUAAAGCUGGAGACUCUUAUCUUUAUAUGCCAACUGAUGAUUCAUAUGUGCUUUUUCAAUUUAUUUCAGCAAUUUCAAAUAAUUAUAGUUUCAUGCCUGCAGCUUUAUUUGGUAUCCAUAAUAAAAUUGAAGGAAAAACGACUUUAGCAACCCAUAUACACCCUGGAAAAGAAUUUUCUCAGUCAAGAUAUGCAAUUCGUAUUAAAAUUCAUAGUGGUGGUCAAAUAAAAGGAGCUUUAGCAAGCUGCGCGCAUGAAGAAUUAGUAAAAUUCAACGAGACUGACUUCACUCUUUAUUUUCAUGAGUACUGUGAAAAUGGUCCUGAUAUUUGGAUUUUUGGGUAUGAUAGGGAAUUUAAUUACACAUUAGAAUUUAAAAUUGACAUUGCGGCAUCCUUGAUUCUAUUAGCAAGAGACCUUAAAACUCAUGUAGUGUCAGCAUUUGUAUUUUUUGAGUUAUUUGUAAUUAUUGAAAAUUUAUACAGGAUAAAUAGGUAUUAUUUUUUGGGGGUUUUUGGUGCUUGUCUUUAUUUUGGGGAUCAGUUUUUUAGAGUGAAUGGGCUGCUUGGAUAUGAUGAAGUUCGUGAUGUAGGUUUAAAGCUGGGGAUAAUUGAUAUUUUAUUUAUUCAUGCAAUGGGAUUAGGAUUAUUUGCGUUUUUCAGAGGCUUAUUUAGUGUCUUAAAAUACAUCAGCCAUAUGCUAUUUGUAAGAAUACCAAAACAGCUUCUCUUGUAUAGCUUUUUAAUUAGUCCAUUGAUUUACUACUAUCCAUGGCCAGUCAUGUCACUUUUUGCUCUUAUAAGCUUAGAAAUCUGCUAUUUCAAGCCAAAAUUCUAUGUAGAAAUGCUUUUUUUCUCUUUCACGUUAUUUAAUUUUACAAUUUUUAAACAAGUAGGCUGGUACAUUGUAAUACAAGAUUACGGAAUAAUUGAAAAGAUUUCUAUAUGAGAUGCCUUUAAUAUUAUUUCCUAUUUAUUUUUGGUGUUUAUUCUUGCUUUUUCGCAGAGGAUACCUAACAUAAAAUACGAUCUUUUAUUUAUCGCAUUUUAUAUUGGCUGCUGUGCUCAAGAUAUUUUAUAUCGCAUUAAUGUCAUUUUAGGCUUUUCUUGCAUUUGGCUAGGAUUUAGGAUUAUUUUCGCUAAAAAAGACAAAAUAAAAGAAUAA
Messenger RNA from Blepharisma stoltei, 2846 nucleotides. The record is from the annotation of a GenBank genome assembly. NCBI's taxonomy places the organism in Eukaryota, Ciliophora, Heterotrichea, Heterotrichida, Blepharismidae.